CACGAAAAGUGCUGAGGAUUCAUUUGUCUACAAUCCACCGUGUUCAUUACGCAGCAAAAAUUCUUUGAGUACACACUCCAGUGAAGCUAGAACAGAGAGUUCAUCCUAUACUCAACGCACAGCUGCCACGGAAAGUGAGCUGCAACCAAAUACAGAACAGGACGAGAGCAGUUGGUGGCAAGACACAAGUCGACAAAUUGAUACUACAUCGGCCCUUGAUUACAACUACAAAGACGAAAUGCAUUUCAAGCUAAGACAUAUAGACUCUGGCGAAACCGCUUGGUGGUUGCGAAAUGACGAAGAUGACACCCUCGCCGAUGACAAUAUUAAGACAUUUAACAACGAAGAUGAUGCAGAUGAUGUAACUGAUGCUGUGCCAUCUCUGCCUUCCAAUAGUAAUAGUGGAGCACAUAAUCAAACCAAACAAAAUUGGUGGACAAGUGAAACCGAUGAUGAGCACGAUCCAGAUAUAAGUAGAUGUAGAUCCGCAGAAGCACAUUAUGAGCCAAGUAGUGCGGCAAUAGAAAGUUGGGAGUCCAGACAAUAUCAAAUGCCAAAAAGUCAUUGUACUCCAGAGAAGCAAUGGUGGAGUGAAUCGAGCAAUAGUAAAAAUACGGCAAGCAACAAUACUUCAAAACAAAAUGGUGCCAUUCAAUUGAAAAUCUGCCGAAUAGAAUCUGGAGAGCGGCCUUGGUGGUUAGACGAAGAGUCCGGCAAUAAUAAUGAUAAUGAAGGUGUUAUUGAAGACAAUACCACAGUUGAAGCUACUAUUAAGUUACCAAAAAAAAGUAACAACAAAAGUAGUAGUAAUAGUAAAAGCGUAGAACCUUCAGAAGAUGGCUCCAGUAAUGCAAACAAAAGUGAACAAGAACAUCGCUGGUGGAUGUCAGCGCCAACAAAAAAAUUACUUAACAUAAAACGUGUGGAGUCAGGUGAAAAGGCUUGGUGGCAGCAAGAAGACACAGAGUCUAAUAACAAUACUGAUAUCGAAGUGACACAUACGCAAACGAAAUUUUCCCCUAUGAAGCGUAACGAUUCUUGUGAAAAGGAUUGGUGGCUGGAGAGCAAUAAUGACAUCCCAAGUAAUGGUAAACAAAAUGGUCAACUACAAAUAAGAGAGUCUGAUGAUGAUUCUGAUGGGGAAGUAAAUCAAAAUGGUGGCGACAUUGAAGUGCAAAACAUAAAUACCUACAAUGGCAACGACGAAAUUGGCAGAUAUAUCGAUUCGAAUGCGGAACUGAGUAAUUCAUUUAAUUUUGAAUACAGUGAACGCCCGCCACCGCUGGGACAAUGUGCCAGUCCCGUUGGCCACGAAGAAAACACAACAAAUAUGCGCCUCUGUAAAUUGCCAUACGAUAACAUUCCAAUGUCAACAGUUCAAUCUAAAUCACUGCAACAACAACAACAACAGCAACAACAAGUGUAUCAGCAACAACAGUCAACAAACACAAAUCCGUAUUGCUAUUUCAACAACAGCAGCAACAAUGGCCACAGUAAUGCUAAGCAAGCACAACAACUGCAACAACAACAGCAACGAGAGCUUUUCAUAUCGCGUCAUCAAAGUAUCGAUGAGCUUUUGGGUGGUUCGUGUAGACCAUUGAGUCCACUGUUUUUUGAUGGCAACAGCUUUUCAACACUGCCAACAAACCGAAAUAUGUUUUUAGAGAAGAUAACACCCGAUCAAGUGAUAAUACAUGAUAGCACAGCACAAAUGCCGAUUAUUCAGCGCAUGGAGAGAGAUGAAUGGGAUAAUUGCAAUGGUGCGACAAAUGGACGACCAACGCUUGGAGCCCCACAAAUUCCGUUCGAUAUUGCUUGCGAAAAAGUUAGGGCUUUCACCAAACGUCCCACCGAUGAUGAAAUGUUAGCAUUCUAUGGACUCUACAAGCAGGCCACCGUAGGAGAUUGCAAUAUCCCUGAACCCAGUGAUGAAGAUUUAACUGCCAAAGCAAAAUGGAAUGCAUGGAUUAGAUACAAAGGUAUAAUCAAGCAGGUGGCCAAGACUGGUUAUAUUUUAACCCACAAGAAGUAUGCCCCACAAUAUGCUUAA
Teleopsis dalmanni is the source of this 2050-nucleotide messenger RNA. RefSeq lists its product as uncharacterized. Gene Ontology annotation, biological process: fatty acid metabolic process. Lineage: Eukaryota; Metazoa; Arthropoda; Insecta; Diptera; Diopsidae. Bases 239 to 2050 code for a protein of 603 amino acids. The transcript is spliced from 3 exons. Gene Ontology annotation, molecular function: long-chain fatty acyl-CoA binding. The record is from RefSeq and is a predicted model, not a curated record.